GAAACAAGCGCGCAGCGAGCAGCGCGGAGAGAUAUAUCGAGAGGAGCGGUGGCCUUUGGCAACGGGGUGUUGCGUACUGUAGAGUUCAUCGUGUUCCUGUCCACAGUGCGUGGGUGUACGGGUGCGUGUGGUGUGAGCGAGGUAUACCGUUUCCUUUUGUUGAUUCACGAAAGACACAUCAUGGGCAAAUGGCGGGACAGCAAGCCGAGUCAGAUGGAUUCGCAGCGGGCCCUGCUAGAUGAGCUGAUGGGUGUCAACCGCAACCUCGACAACGAGGAGGGCGUCAUCGAUGACUUCAAGGACGAGCGGGUGUGCAAGGCCUACCUGUGCGGCCUUUGCCCCCACGACCUCUUCAGCAACACGAAGCAAGACCUGGGUGCGUGCGACUACCUACACGACGAGGAGCUCAAGAAGCAAUACGAGGCGGCCGUGGCCAAGGGUGAGGACUACGGCUACGACAAGCACCUGGAGUCCAUCCUGGUCAACCACAUCCAGGAAGUGGACAAGAAGAUUUCGCGUUCGCAGAGACGGCUGGAGGAAGGGGGACAGGGUGCGAUGGCGAUGGACACGGCCUCUCUCCGCAACAACGAGGAGAUCAUGAAGAUCGAGGUCCAGAUGAGCGAGAUCAUGAAGAAUGCUGAGGCGAAGGGCGAGGAGGGAGACGUGGACGAGGCCCAAGAACUGUUCGAGCAGGCGGAGGAGCUGCAGCGCACUAAGGCCGAGUUGGAGGCCAAGGCGCUGCAGGACAGCAUCAUGGAAGCCAGGGCUCAGUCGGCUCCCCUCCACCUCGCCACAUCCAACCCCACCGCGCAAGAGCUGGGGAACGCGACUCAGCAGAAGCUGCGCGUGUGUGACAUCUGCGGCGCGCUGCUGUCCAUCUUCGACUCCAACGACCGUUUGGCGGAGCAUUUCGGCGGCAAGCUUCACAUCGGCUUCGUUGACAUCCGCACGAAGUUGGAAAGCAUCCACAAGGAGAGGGCGGAACGUCUUAAAAAGCGUCAGGAGGAGGACGAGAAGAAUCGUCGAGGAGGCAGGGACAGGGAUGCCGAGAGCCGCAGCAGCAGCAGGAGGGACGGGGACCGCAAGGGUAGGGAUGACAAAGACAGGGACAGAGACAGGAGGAGGGACAGGUCGAGGGAUCGGUCCCGGGACCGGGGCAGAGACCGUUCCAAGGGCCGUUCUCGAGACCGCUCCAAGGGCCGUUCUCGAGACCGCUCCAAGGGCCGUUCUCGAGACCGCUCCAGGGAACGAUCCAGGGAUCGCCGGCACCGUGAAGAUAGCCGCGAGCGGCGCAGGUGAGUUUUUUUUUAUCAAUCUAAUCAUUUGUUCCCCUCGCCAUGUCUGACCAAUCGUUUUUUGGAUAUGCUGUAUGCCGUUGUUGUUGUUGUUGUCGCUGUUUCCUGUUGUCUGUUGGUCUGCUGUCGCGGGUGAUUUUGCUGUUGUCCCUGAGAGGAUGCACGAGCUACCCGAUCGGACGGCAUCAGAUACGAAGAUUCGAAGAUACGAUGCGAUGGAUGUACAGUAAGAAGCUCAACGAGGGAGGAGGGCGAGUCUGGUUGGUGGGACUUGGAGGCGUUUGUUAAGCGUGUGUGUUGAGGUGUCACCUGUACUCAUCAGCAACGGUGACGGCUGCCGUUUCAUCGCCGCCGUGAGGGCCCCUCGAACGGUUGGGGGGGGGGCCAGGGUAGACGUCGCCCCCCGAUGCUCUAUUCAUUUCCGUAGCACUUGCUAUCCGGAGGAAUAUGCCGGGUCUUAUCCUUCCGUGCACACGCCUACGUGAGUACGCCUGCCAAUGGAUGGAGAUCUGGCCGAAUCGGUCAGGACAUGCUGCUCGAAGUCAGAGCACGAAUGGAAAGGAAAAGGAAAAUGGAAGUCGGGGAGGUGUGGAGGGCGGGAUGGCGAUUCAGUCGAUGGAUGAGUUCCAGGUGUGAUCGAUCGGUGAUCGGGGGCGGCGGGGGCGGGUAAGGUAGAGCGGGCCCGUUCUUUUUAUUGCCUCCCGUUGUUGAGACCAUGGACCAACCCACAAUCUUCCAGAAGCCUCCCCCCUCUCCCGAUGUCAAGCAAUAGCCAAGGGCCAUGGAAGUGCUCUCUCGGUUUGUCUUGUUUGACGUGCUGGUGAGGUGUGCGUUGCCUGUUCGCGCGGUGUCUCCCCUCAUGACAGCUCUGACGAACCUCCCGAUACAUGCAUAGCAGCCCGGACGAUGAUGUGAUCCCCUCCGACGUAGCCAGUAGACACGGGGUGAAUCGUUGUCCCACACACUCGGACGACAGCCUACGGCGCACCGUGCGGAGCAAAGUUCGCCGCACUGCCUUGCGUAUGUUGCGCUAUUUUUCGACGAGAGAAGGGUGCUCGCAUGGCGCGUGGUGAGCUUGUCCAACUACAAUACCUUGCCUACUACCACCCCUCGUCACUCCUUGGUCGCGUGCUUCUGCGGCACCCCGAUCCCCUCGCGCGGGCCAGCCGACGGGGAGUGAUUUCUGUUCCGCUGCGGUAGCGCGGGUUGGGCGUGUGUACCAACCAUUCUGCAAGUGCCUGGAGCUCUUGUCCCCGCCGUGUCCCCUCCCCCCCCGGUACACAUACCGUGGACCGCGAGUACCCGAGUACUACAGCAGUACAACCGUGGUAUGGUGUUCUAUCGACAAGUGCUCCAGAGAAGCGAGAGAAAGAGAGCGCUUCGAGAGAGACCACACAGCACGUAUUUGUCACAAAAAAAAAACGAGAGAGAAGCGCACGCAGGUAUUAUGCACCUUCUUUGUUGAAGCGUAUUAUUCCCAAUCUUCUUCGCUUUCUUGUCGGGGACCGUUGUGUGUUGUGGUUGUUGUCGUUGCUGUUAUUUUGGCGGCGACGUUUGGCGUCGCGGCAACUGCGUCAGCUGCGGAGCCGGUGCAUUGCACCGAGCACCAACGAGCCCGCGCGUGCGUGAUUUUUCCCCUCGCAUCACAUUCAUUUACUGGUUUUGAGGCAAUUGCUGCUGCUGAUUUUCAACGAAGGUAGGCAGGCUCCCAUCUGUCUUUCUCUUUGCUGACGGAAGCAAUAGGCGUAGUCAUUGGUACAGAAGAAAUGAUUUUCCCCCGCUCCUCUCCCCGCGCGGCCUUUUCUCUCUACGCCGCCAACACGCCUGCAUUCGGACGGGGAAAACCAUUUCGCGGAAAGGCGGCACGAGGACCGUGACAGAGACAGGGUACUACGGUCCCCGCUGAGGCGCCGGCACGGCAAUGCCUUCCUGCUUCGGUUUUGUUUCUGGCGUUUGUCACCUUCUUUGAUCGUCGUCGUAUGCACGCAGCAGUUGGUUUUCUUUUGCUGAGGGUUGUACGAUUGAUUGCCGCACCCAACACCGUUGGCUGGGAUACGGGAUAUAUUGCAAGGCGCAUCCCACCCGUGUAGCAGAGAGAAGUAGACGUUUUCCGCGGCGGCGAAACUGCUGGGAUUUAUGGCUGCGGUUUGUUGUUCGGAUGCGAUGCGGCUGCCGAGAAGAGGUGCUGCGUAGGGGCUGGAUGAGGUGCGCGCCGGGGCGUGCGUACAAUGCUGCAUGCAGCCAUUGUCACUGUUCGAAGUUUGUUUUAUAGGCAAUUGUUAGACAGCGAAAUGCCGCAGGGAGAAGAAUAGUCAGUCGCCCGGUACUGUAGCGCCCGAUCGACAUGGGUCGUCACACCGUCGUGUUUUCUUUUUUUUCUUCUGGCAUGGAUCGGGCUAUAAUACGUCACCAGCCGACCCCUUUGAAACUCAACAGAGAGUGGAAAUCAGAAAAAUCACAAACUAAAAACACACACACACACACGAUUAAUUGUCGUGAGUAUAUUCGUUGUGUUUGGCCACACUAUGUAACCGGCUGAGAAUGAAGGGCGUCGGGUACGACACUGGCGAUAGUACUAGAUAACAUACACCGCUCGGUCGGAGGGGUAGGGGGCUCGUGGGAGGUAGGACGGAGAGGGGUCCAGGUGUGACCGUACGUGGGUCGGUCAGGGUACAGAGGCUGUGUACAUCUCUUGCUUGAUUUUUUUGCUGGGUGCAUUAAAAAUAUCGUCGCGCACAUGUGGGUUGCUUGUCGAAGUAGUACGUGGCAAGACGUUGUAGGAUCGAGUUUCGCGGGACAAGUGCGAUACAGCGAUGCAGCUAAAUAGCUUUUUGGCGAGAGUGCGUCUGAUUUCGCGUGCAAUGGACAGAACGGAUCAUGGGCAGGCGGCGACACCCAAUGCGUGCGUGCAUGGCUUGCCAAGGUACGGUGCGCGCUUGCGAUUGUGUGGUUCGUUUGUUUAGUUUAGUUCGCCUGGUCUCCUCAGAGGUGCACUGCUGUGGACCGGGAAACGAUGCGCGUUUUGAAGGCCGGAAUAGAGGUCGAUCUUUGUCCUUUGUCGAUUUGGGGCAACCACCAGCUCUCGCCAUGCGCUGGUUCGCCUCCCACCUGCACAAUCUUUGUUGACGCAAUGACAGCAGUAGUCCGUUCGAGAUGAUGACGGCACUGAGUGUUUUUUCAUGCUGUGUACUUGGAUUGAUUUUUUGCGUACAAGCUUGCGUUUGGAAUGGAUUAAAUUUGCUCCGGGGGGGGUAGGCUUAUCUUGUACACCCAUGCCGUAUGUAGGCUUUAGACCAUUGACCUCGC
Messenger RNA from Ectocarpus sp. CCAP 1310/34, 4601 nucleotides. Lineage: Eukaryota; Phaeophyceae; Ectocarpales; Ectocarpaceae. The record is from the annotation of a GenBank genome assembly.